AUGGCCUUUGACUGCUAUUGCGCCAUCUGCGGCGUCGGGUUCUCGGGGAUGCACAUCGAGGCCCAGUCGGAAACGGCGAUGGAGCGGCGGCGAAGAUGGGUGGCCAAGAGAACUCGCGCCCUGCAGCUGGGCAAGGACUUCAACCAGGUUUCCCGCGAGGAAGGGAACGACGAACCGCCUAUUCGCAGCUACGACCCGCGCAUCGUCGGCACCGAGAAGAUCGAAUGGCUCUACAAAGCCCAUUGUCUCGCCAUGAACGAAGACUCGAAAGGAAAGGAAAAGUGA
This is a messenger RNA of Aspergillus melleus, 285 nucleotides long. RefSeq lists its product as uncharacterized. Bases 1 to 285 code for a protein of 94 amino acids. The transcript has a single exon. The record is from RefSeq and is a predicted model, not a curated record. NCBI's taxonomy places the organism in Eukaryota, Fungi, Ascomycota, Eurotiomycetes, Eurotiales, Aspergillaceae.